Messenger RNA from Capsicum annuum, 1985 nucleotides. RefSeq names its product stomatin-like protein 2, mitochondrial. The transcript has 9 exons. The record is from RefSeq and is a predicted model, not a curated record. Gene Ontology annotation, cellular component: membrane. The coding region runs from base 199 to 1458 and encodes 419 amino acids. Lineage: Eukaryota; Viridiplantae; Streptophyta; Magnoliopsida; Solanales; Solanaceae.
AAAGUAAAAUAAGCAACAUCUCCGCAACAUACAUACAAAUCAACGAACCCGUUUGGUUGCAAGACAAAUUGUGUGACUUGUACAAUGGGUUUUACUAGGGCUUCGUAAACUCGUGAAGCGCAACCUCCCUUCGCCGGACUGUCAGUCACUUCCACUUCUCCACCGCUCAUUUCCCUUUUUCCGAUUCAUCUAACGCCAAUGAACGCCGCGAGAUCGAACUCUCUCGGCAAGCUCCGGCUGAUUAGCCACCUCAUAGUCACCGGCAGAGCCAUCUCCACCGUAUCUUCUCCGAUUCUAAAACAAUCCUCACUUCUCUCCGGUCAACUCCCGCCACGUCAGCUCUCUCCUUUCUUCAACUCCGUCCGUCAUUUUCGCAACGCUCGUGACCCUAGCGUGAGAUAUGAAAUACCGUCGCCGGUAAAUUGGGGAGUACGAAUUGUGCCGGAGAAAAAGGCGUAUGUUGUUGAGAGGUUUGGGAAAUAUGCGAAGACUUUGACUCCUGGAAUUCAUGUGUUGAUUCCAUUUGUUGAUAGAAUUGCUUAUGUGCAUUCUCUUAAGGAGGAGGCGAUUCCUAUACCUGAUCAAUCUGCUAUUACUAAGGAUAAUGUUAGCAUUUUGAUUGAUGGUGUUCUCUAUGUCAAGAUUGUGGACCCUAAAUUGGCGUCUUAUGGGGUUGAGAAUCCAUUGUAUGCUGUAAUUCAGCUAGCACAAACAACGAUGCGCAGUGAGCUUGGUAAGAUCACACUGGACAAAACCUUUGAGGAAAGGGAUACUCUGAAUGAAAAGAUAGUGAUGGCUAUUAACGAGGCUGCAAAAGAUUGGGGCUUGAAAUGUCUUCGAUAUGAAAUAAGGGAUAUAUCUCCGCCUCGUGGGGUUAGAGCUGCUAUGGAGAUGCAGGCUGAAGCGGAACGCAAAAAAAGGGCUCAAGUUCUGGAGUCAGAAGGAGAAAGGCAGGCAAAUAUUAAUAUUGCUGACGGAAGGAAGAGUUCGGUGAUCCUUGCUUCAGAAGCUGCAAAAAUGGACCAAGUCAACAGAGCGCAAGGUGAAGCAGAAGCAAUACUCGCUAGGGCACAAGCUACAGCAAAAGGGAUUGCAAUGGUGUCACAAACACUAAAAGAGCAUGGCGGUGCAGAGGCAGCAAGUUUGAGGAUUGCAGAGCAGUAUAUCCAAGCCUUCUCUAAUAUCGCAAAGGAGGGCACAACGCUGUUGCUUCCUACAAGUGCUGCUGAUCCUGCUAGCAUGAUGGCUCAAGCUCUUGGCAUAUAUAAAAACGUAGUGGGAAAGAAUCCUGUCACCGAGGUUCCUCCGACCUCUCCAUCUAAGUUGACUAGAAAUACAAGGCAGAGUGAUUCCUCUGCACUAAGCGGCAAUGAUAGCUCUCUUACUUCAAAAUCUGCUGAUGAGGAUCAUCUGGGUGAACCCGUUUUCUCCUUGCAAAGCCACAAGAAGGAUGAUUGAGUGUCUAUGGAGGUCUCAUUUCUUUUUCUUAGCUUUGUGGAGUAUCUAGGGCUACGUGCAUCUGAUUCCUGAGUAGAUAAUCUGGCAAUGAUAAGAGUGCUUAUUCUUUCUUUUGGCAUAGAGCUCUGACUUACUUGCAUUAUUUUGGUGAUAACUAUUUUUUGAGAAUGGCGGCUUAGUCCCAGGGUGAGACUUAGUUGGAAAGUAGAAAGAUGGUUAAAACAAAAUAGUGAACAAAAACUUAAAAGUUACGGACUUCGAAUAGUAGUUAAGGGCAUUAUACUGAGAGACUCUCCUUCAAAGUUUCCCAAAGGUUUAUUGUUUUGGAUAACUUCAAAAGAUGUGCUCUUCAAGCGCCACUUUUUCAUCAUGUUUUUACUACUUUCUUGUGGGUAUAAGAAUCUGUAUCUGAUUUCCACUUCUUUGAACUGUAGUUUUCUCGUAUACAAAAUAAGUGGAACUUGUUCUUUGUUUCCGCACAGUACCAGUUCUGUUAACAAUAAUUUUGCCUCAGUUGAUUGCUAAAA